Molecule: messenger RNA, 2595 nt
Organism: Rotaria sordida
Lineage: Eukaryota; Metazoa; Rotifera; Eurotatoria; Philodinida; Philodinidae
Source: the annotation of a GenBank genome assembly
AUGAACGGUCAUCCUCGACCUAUCUCAUCCGUAUUUCGUUAUAUGGUCGGUUAUGUUGUUCAAGAUGAUAUUUUCAGUGGAACACUGACUGUACGUGAAAAUCUUCUUUUCUCAGCUAAUCUUCGUCUACCACAAUCAGUCACAGUUGGAGAACGAUUGGAACGAGUGGACAAAAUCAUUGAGCAGCUCGGCUUGAGUGAAUGUGCUAACACGCGCAUGGGGACCGAGUCUAAACGUGGGAUAUCAGGUGGAGAAAGAAAACGAACUUGUAUUGCUAUGGAAAUGGUUCUAUCACCGAUUAUUCUAUUUCUUGAUGAGCCCACCACAGGCCUUGAUGCAGCAACAGCCUGCAAUGUCAUCAAGUGUCUCCAUGAUCUUUCGCGAAAGGGAUGUACGAUUGUCUUUUCGAUUCAUCAACCACGUUACUCGAUCUUCGAGUUGUUCGAUACUCUUCUACUGAUGUCACACGGUCGUAUUGUUUAUCUUGGUUUGUCUACUGAUAUGUUAUCGUACUUCGAUAAACAAGGAUUGCUGUGUAAGGAACAUGAUAAUCCAGCAGAUUUUGCACUGGAUAUUCUUACUGAAGAAACCGAUGAUUCUACGACCAAAGAUCUCUACGAGAAUUAUCUUCGUUCACCGAUGCAUAUUUCAACUCUUGCUGUCUCCCUCAAUCGAUCAUUCACCUCCGAAGUUCCCAGAAUAGUACAACGAGGUCGGUCAUUCGCUUGCCAGUUUCUCUACGUUUCUCAGCGGAUUCUGCGCAACGCUCGACGUAAUUGGCAACCAUACUUUUGGCAAAAUAUUUGUGCUGUCCUUCUUGGUUUACUCACUGGUCUUCUCUAUUACAAAACGCCUCAAACUAGCGGUUCAAGCGUGAAAAAUCGUUUAGGAUGCAUUUUCUUCGUCGUUGCCAAUCAGAUUUUUAGCACUGCCACAGCACUCGAACCAUUCAUUAAGGAACGUGCUUUGUUUAUUCACGAAUAUGUUAGUGGUUACUACAGUAGAUCGAUCAAACAUGCGGAAGAAUUGUGUAAUAAAUUACGUGGCUCUGCAGCUACCAUACGAGCGCUCCAUUUUGAUCGUGAUAAUUCAGAUAUUGAAAAACAAUUGCAGUUCAUUCAACCUGAUUUAAUAGUCGAUGCGAGUGGUCCAUUUCAAUCUUAUGCAAAAGAUCCUUAUCGAGUGAUAAAAGCAUGUUUGACAACAUCAAUCAAUUAUCUCGAUUUCGCUGACGGAUCAACUUUCGUUCAAGGUGUCACUCAGUUCAAUGCACAAGCCAAGGCGAACAAUAUCUACAUACUUUCUGGUGUCAGCACCUGCCCUCUAUUGACUGCUGCGGUAGUUCGACGUUUAGCAAAAGGACUGACGAGAAUACAUUCGAUCAAAGGUGGCAUCGCACCAUCGCCGUAUGCUGACGUCGGAUUGAAUGUUAUUCGUGCAAUUUCAAGUUACUCAGGUCAACGUGUGACUUUGGUUCGCAGGGGUCAGCUAACAUUUAGUUAUGCAAUGACAGAGACGAUGCGUUACACGAUAUGUCCACCUGGUCAUCUUCCCUUAUCCAAUCGUCGGUUUUCCUUAGUGGAUGUACCUGACCUUAAGAUCUUACCUGAUUUGUGGCCAAAUCUCGAUUCAAUCUGGAUCGGUGCAGGAACAGUGCCAGAAAUUUUACACCGUAUUCUCAAUGGUCUUGCAUGGCUGGUUCGAUGGCGGUUAAUUCCUAGUUUGACACCAUUUGCAUCAUUGUUUCAUUGGACAAUGAAUCUAGUACGUUGGGGUGAGCACCGUGGCGGAAUGUUUAUCUCGAUCGAAGGAAGCGAUAGAGAGGGUCAAAAACAAGAACGAUCAUGGCAUCUGUUAGCUGAAGGCGAUGCGGGUCCGUUUAUUCCUUCGAUGGGAAUUGAAGCAAUUGUUCGUCGCAUAUUAGAUGGUAAAAAGCCGGCAAGUGGUGCACGAGCUGCCACUAUGGAUCUCGAACUCGAUGAUUACGAAAGAAUAUUUCAAAAUCAUACUAUUUACACUGGACAAUGUGACUCAAUAAAAACAAACAGUUCUUCCGAGUCACCAUCUCUCUAUCAACAAUUGCUCGGUCAAGCAUGGAAUCAUCUACCACAGUCCUUGCAAACGUUGCAUAGUAAGAAAAUUGUCAAAGUGGCUGGUGUUGCUCAAGUUGAACGAGGCGCUAGUAUCGUAUCUCGAUGCGUUGCGACGUUAGUUGGCUUUCCCAAAUCAGGAAAGAAUGUACCAGUUCAAGUCGUGUUUCAGCGAGAGACAAAUGGUGAAUUGUGGACUCGGAGUUUUGCGAAAAAAUCAUUUUCUAGUUGGCAAAUGAAAGGUUCUGGUCAUUCGGACAGGUUGUUAAUGGAACGAUUCGGACCGUUUACUUUUGGUCUGGCUUUAGUAACCACUCCUGGAAAAUUGCAUUUAAUUGUACGUAGUUGGACUCUAUUUGGCAUUCGACUACCAGCAUUUUUAGCACCAUAUGGAGACUCAUAUGAAUGUGAUCAUGAUGGUCGAUUUUGUUUUCAUGUCGAAAUCAAACAUAUACUAACAGGAUUAAUUGUACGAUAUCAUGGAUGGCUGGUGCCAAACGUCUAG